AUGGCGGCUGCGCAGGGCGCUGGGGUUGAUCCGAAGGAAGAAAAAGAGACAAAAACAGAAACUGUGACUGAUAAUUGUGGAAGUAAUAACAGUAAUAAUCAUGCGAGUGACGGCAGGUUGCUGUCGCCGGUCCAGUCCGGUCCAGCUCCUCCGACUGGAACCAACAAACCUGCGGCUCCGUCCGAGGACCAGCAGACUUUACUGGCCGUCCUGCAAUUCCUCAAAAAGAACAAACUAUCAGAAUCCGUCGAGGUUUUGCGCCGAGAAGCGGGUUUACCGGAGGACUGUAUGGAACAGAAGGGGUCUGAUGGUUCCGGGUGUGGUUCUGGUCCCGCUGGAGGGAAUAUGGACGCAGAAAACGGAGAUACGAGUUCCCUCCUCAGCCGUGUGUCGGUACCAUCAACAGGAGGAUCCCAGUCCACAUCCAAAGCACCGCCCGGAGAGGAUCAGCCAGAUGUCAGCGUGGUGCUGUCGGCUUACAGCCAGCAGGGGGACCCGGCUCUGUACGAGGUUUACUACAGCAGCCUGAAGAGGUUCAUAGAGACUGUUCUGGACUGUCACAGAGCGGAACUGUCCCAGGUCUUUUACCCUCUGUUUGUCCACAUGUAUCUGGAACUGGUCUAUAACAACCAUGAAAGUGAGGCCAAGGCCUUCUUUGAGAAAUUCAGUGGGGACCAAGAAUGCUACUACGAGGACGACCUGCGGAUCCUGUCGAGUUUGACCAAGAAGGAGCACAUGAGGGGAAACGAGACCCUGCUGGACUUCCGCACCAGCAAAUUUGUCUUACGAAUUUCCCGCGAUUCUUACCAGCUGCUAAAGAGGCACCUGCAGGAGCGUCAGAACAACCAGAUCUGGAAUAUUAUCCAAGAGCACCUCUACAUCGACAUCUUUGAUGGCAUGCCACGCAGCAAGAGCCAGAUCGACGCCAUGUCCGGCAGCUUAGCGGGUGAAGCCAAGCGAGAGGCCAACAAAGCCAAGGUUUACUACGGGCUGCUGAAGGAACCGGAAAUUGAACUUCCUCUUGAUGAUGAGGAUGAGGAAGCAGAGAAUGAGGAAGGUAAACCGAAGAAGAAGAAACCCAAGAAGGACAGCAUUGGUUCCAAAAGCAAGAAGCAGGAUCCCAACGCGCCUUCACAAACCAGAAUUCCUCUUCCAGAGCUGAAGGAUUCAGACAAGUUGGACAAAAUCAUGCACAUGAAGGAGUCCGCAAAGAGGAUCCGCCUGGGACCAGAGACACUCCCUUGUAUUUGUUUUUACUCCUUUCUUAAUGCGUAUCAGGGUCUGACUGCUGUGGAUCUGACCGACGAUUCCAGCCUGAUUGCAGGAGGUUUUGCUGACUCUACAGUCCGGGUGUGGAGCAUCACACCCAAAAAACUACGAAAAGUUAAAUCUGCAGCAGAGCUAAACCUGAUCGAUAAGGAGUCAGAUGAUGUGCUGGAGAGGAUCAUGGAUGAGAAGACAGCGAGUGAGUCCAAGAUCCUGUACGGACACAGUGGUCCAGUUUACGGCAUCAGCUUCAGUCCAGACAGAAACUACCUACUGUCAAGUUCUGAGGACAGUACCAUCAGGCUUUGGAGUCUCCAAACAUUUACGUGCCUGGUGGGAUACAAAGGCCACAACUACCCGGUGUGGGACACCCAGUUUUCUCCCCAUGGCUGCUAUUUUGUCUCCGGGGGACACGACCGAGUGGCUCGUCUCUGGGCCACCGAUCACUAUCAGCCUCUAAGGAUAUUUUCUGGUCACCUCGCCGACGUCACAUGCACCCGCUUCCACCCAAACUCCAACUACGUGGCCACAGGUUCAUCUGACCGCACCAUCCGCCUCUGGGACGUCCUGACGGGAAACUGUGUCCGCAUCUUUACUGGUCACAAGGGUCCCAUCCAUGCACUCACGUUCUCUCCAAAUGGGAAGUUCCUGGCGUCAGGAGCUACAGAUGGCCGAGUUCUUCUGUGGGACAUCGGUCAUGGGCUGAUGGUGGGAGAACUUAACGGUCAUACAGACACAGUCUACUCCCUCAGGUUCAGCAGGGAUGGAGAGAUCCUUGCGUCAGGCUCCAUGGACAACACUGUGCGUCUCUGGGAUGCAAUCAAAGCAUUUGAUGAUUUGGAGACAGAUGACUUUACCGCAGCUACAGGUCAUGUCCACCUACAGGACAACUCCCAGGAACUUCAGCUAGGUACCUACAUGACAAAAUCCACGCCUGUCAUACACCUUCACUUCACCCGCAGGAACCUUCUGCUGGCCGCUGGAGCCUACAAUCCAUGAGACAGCAAUGGGAACCUGCUGGCUGCCGGGACCUGCAGCCCAUGAGACAGCAAUGAACCCUAAUGUUGAUGGUUGAUAUGAGUCAUGCUUCAGCCCCGAGUGCUAAACUGACUAGAGGAGGGGAAAAAACAAAACAAAAAAAAACUUGAAAAGUUAACGUUACAUCUCUUACACGUCAAGGUACGGAAUUAACGUUAACCUUCAAGAUGAAUAGUGUUCACAUUUACAGAUGUCCCCUGCCGCAGUGAAGUGGCGUCAUGGACUUUGUGUGGGUAGGUGGGGGGCACUGCCACCUAGGUAAGUUUUCUGUCUAUUUUUUUUUUUAUACUAAUGGACACUGUAAAUAAAAAUGCUUUAUUGUUUUGGGCA
Thalassophryne amazonica is the source of this 2634-nucleotide messenger RNA. It is a transcript of the gene taf5, whose product is annotated as TAF5 RNA polymerase II, TATA box binding protein (TBP)-associated factor. Gene Ontology annotation, biological process: transcription initiation at RNA polymerase II promoter. The transcript has 11 exons. Gene Ontology annotation, cellular component: transcription factor TFIID complex. The record is from RefSeq and is a predicted model, not a curated record. Gene Ontology annotation, molecular function: RNA polymerase II general transcription initiation factor activity; protein binding. The coding region runs from base 1 to 2265 and encodes 754 amino acids. Lineage: Eukaryota; Metazoa; Chordata; Actinopteri; Batrachoidiformes; Batrachoididae.